GGUAGUAUUCUGGAAAAAGGCGUCGACAGAGGCGAGUGUACGGCGUAUACAGCUCGAUGCGCCUCGCAAUUUUUACUAUUUAAGUUUUGCCAGCAUCUUAAAAAGUGCUCCAAAUAAUAGAAAUCUCUGUGAAAAUGUUUGUGCAAAUGUGUUCAGCGGGUGCCUAAAAGCGGGCGAUUGAAGUUAUUGGGAAAUUUCCAAGUGGAAACAAACAAAAGCGCAAAGUGUACACAAAAGCUGCCUCUAAGAGUAUUUACAUAUACAGAGACACAAAUACACGUACACACACGCUCACACUCCGGGCAGCCAUGGUGGUUAGGGAUAUUGAAAGUUUUGUGUAUGUGUUUGUUGGGCUUUGCGUGUUUUUGUUUACAUGCGAAGCGAGUGGUAAUUCCUUAAACGCCAUCGACAUGGAGGAGCCGGCUAGACGCCACCACCAGCGACAUCAUAAUAGCGAGUACGAGCGGGAGCGGGAGGAGAAGGGCUAUUGUGCGCCGUACAAUGGCAAGGUGUGCAAGCAGUUCAUCACCGGACCAGUGUGGUAUAGCCUGGAGGAUCCGUCGGGUGGCUGGCGCAAUGAGCAGAUCACGACAGCACUCUGGGAUGAGCUAAUUAUGGACUUGAGCGGACUGUGCCGUGAGGCAGCUGAGAAAAUGCUUUGUGCUUAUGCCUUUCCGCGCUGUCAUGUGGAGAAUGGCAAAGCCAUCAAGGCGCCGCUCUGCUUCGAGGAUUGCCAGGCAACUCAUCUGCAGUUCUGCUACAAUGAUUGGGUCCUUAUUGAGGAGAAGCGGGAACGCAACAUGUAUCUCAAGAGUCGCGCUCACUUUCGGCUGCCCAACUGUACGGCCCUACCUCACUAUGAUGCCAGCAUGCGCUGGCCCAGCUGCUCAUACAUAGGUCUAACAGAGAUCAAGGAGUCGGAGGUUAGCUAUGACUGCCGCAAUGGCAAUGGGCGUUACUAUCUGGGCAGCAUGAAUGUAACCAAAUCGGGCAUACCCUGCCAGCGCUGGGACACACAGUAUCCGCACAAGCAUAUCCAGCCUCCUCUAGUCUUUCAGCAGCUGACUGACGGCGAGAACUAUUGCCGCAAUGCGGGCGGAGAGGAGCCCUAUCCCUGGUGCUACACCCUAGAUGAAUCUGUGCGCUGGCAGCAUUGCGAUAUUCCACUUUGUCCUGACUAUGUGGAUCCGAGUGCCAAGGACUUGAAUACGCCCAUUAAGAUGGAGGAGUUCUUUACGCCCUCGAUGAUAUUCCUGCUGGCUGGCAUUGGCUUCAUUGGCAUUGUGGCACUUCACUUGAUUAUACUGCUCGCCUACAAGCUGUCCAAGCACAAGGAGUACACGCAGCCCCAGUCGCAGGCAGUGCAUGGUGAGUGCGGCACCAACUUGUCGGCAAGUCGCGAAACCCUCGGCUCCACAGGCUUUGCUCCCAACAGCAUCAAAUGUGGCACCAUACGCAGCACUGCAACCAUACACAGCGUCAACUGUGUGAUGCUGACGACGACGGCUGCGGUGCAGCAGGAGCCGAAGACGAAGCUGAACGCACGGCUAGAGAAGCUGGAAUAUCCGCGAGGAGACAUUGUCUAUGUGCGCUCCUUGGGACAGGGCGCUUUCGGUCGCGUCUUUCAGGCCAAGGCGCCGGGACUUGUGCCUGGCAAUGAUGACCUGCUGGUGGCUGUCAAAAUGCUGAAGGACGAUGCUACCGAUCAAAUGCAAACGGACUUUGAGCGCGAGGCCUGCCUGUUGGCCGAGUUCGAUCACACGAACAUUGUGAAGCUGUUGGGAGUCUGCGCCUUGGGGCGGCCCAUGUGUUUGCUCUUCGAGUACAUGUCGCCGGGUGACUUGAGUGAAUUUCUGCGUGCCUGCUCACCGUAUGCCACACAUCAGGCCCAGCCGCACAAUCGCCAGCACCUGGAUGAGCUGCAGCUGCUCCACAUGGCCUCGGAUGUGGCCUCGGGCAUGCUCUACCUAUCCGAACGCAAGUUCGUGCAUCGCGACUUGGCCACGCGCAACUGCCUCAUCAACGAGCAGAUGACCGUGAAGAUAGCCGACUUCGGUCUCUCGCACAAGAUCUAUCUGCAGGACUAUUACAAGGGCGACGAGAACGACGUCAUACCCAUACGCUGGAUGCCCAUCGAGAGUAUACUGUAUAAUAAGUUCUCCUUGGAGUCGGAUGUGUGGGCCUUUGGCAUCUGCUUGUGGGAGAUCUUCUCCUUUGCGCUGCAGCCCUACUUCGGGCUGACACACGCCGAGGUUAUCAAGUACAUCAAGGAGGGCAAUGUGCUGGGCUGUCCGGACAAUACGCCGCUCUCUGUGUACGCUCUAAUGCGCCGUUGCUGGAACAGCAAGCCAAGCGAACGACCCGGCUUCGCGGAGAUCAAUCACUGCAUUCAGCACAGCAUUGCAGAGAGCGAAUGCAAGGCGAUGCUCUAGGCUGGAAAGCGACUCAGCUAAUUCAGCGCAGAACAAAUCGAAAGUGAAAUCGAAAUUCCGUCAUUGUUUGAAGGCAUCAUUUCAACGAAUCCGUAUCCGUAAACUUAAUGCUCUCCAGCUUGUCUUCCGGAGCAUCUACACACACUUAACAUAACAAUAAUAUAAUCAAAAUACGGACUUA
Drosophila mojavensis is the source of this 2613-nucleotide messenger RNA. RefSeq names its product tyrosine-protein kinase transmembrane receptor Ror2 (gene Nrk). Gene Ontology annotation, molecular function: transmembrane receptor protein tyrosine kinase activity; protein binding; ATP binding. The transcript is spliced from 4 exons. The coding region runs from base 309 to 2432 and encodes 707 amino acids. Gene Ontology annotation, cellular component: signaling receptor complex. The record is from RefSeq and is a predicted model, not a curated record. Gene Ontology annotation, biological process: positive regulation of kinase activity; protein phosphorylation; multicellular organism development. Lineage: Eukaryota; Metazoa; Arthropoda; Insecta; Diptera; Drosophilidae.